Molecule: messenger RNA, 1389 nt
Organism: Diospyros lotus (date-plum)
Lineage: Eukaryota; Viridiplantae; Streptophyta; Magnoliopsida; Ericales; Ebenaceae
Exons: 11
Coding region: 240-1157 (305 amino acids)
Biological process (GO): transcription by RNA polymerase III
Cellular component (GO): RNA polymerase III complex
Molecular function (GO): DNA binding
Source: RefSeq, a predicted model, not a curated record
UAUAGCAUAAACUUGUAACUUCGUGUUGCAGAAGCCUGCUUCACAGCGAGCGAUAAUAGCGGCAAAGAGAAAAAUGGAAGCAUUGAGGUUCUACAAUAACGGUGCCGCCAAGACGGAUCAAGAGAAUAACCGAACGCAGAAACCCUAGGAACCUACCUAUAACCUCUGAUACAAUCCGUUUUCAAUCUCUCUCGUACGUAUUUCUAGUUUGAGAAAAAUUGUUAUUCAUUCAGUAUUUGAUGGAUCCGGAGUCUAAGAGCAAAACUGGUGAAAAUGCCCCUAGGAAGGUUAAAUUUGCUCCAAAAGGUCCUCCUCGCAGAGCAAAGCCAGCUGUGCCUAAAGUUGAGAAGGUUGAAACUGUGGAUACUGGUGACGCUCAGGCACAGGAAUUGUUGCGACGCUUCAAUGAAGCUGCUGGAAAGGUGAAGUCUAAAGCUGAAAAGAAAGUGGCACCUACACAAGUUGCAUUUGGUUUUGGAGGUGCAUCCACUCCCUUAAAAUCAUAUGGUUCACCAAGGGGUGGCAUUGGUAACAGACAUGGUGGUCCAGCUUCUGGGGAUGGUGUUGCACCUUCCUCAGGCUUAAGAGUGGAGAAAGAGUACAAGGAACCAUGGGAUUAUUACAGUUACUAUCCCGCAACUCUUCCAUUGAGGAGGCCUUAUUCUGGAAAUCCAGAACUUCUUGAUGAAGAGGAAUUUUGUGAGGCUUCUGAAAGCAUGGACUAUGAUGAAAAUUCAACAAAUCCUGGUGUUGAGCUAGGCUUAAUGGAGGAAAAUCUAGAAGCAAGUAUGCUCUUCCUUCAAUUACCAGCAACCAUGCCUAUGAUAAAGCAAUCUGAUAACAAAGAGGUGCAGGGUAUGGCCAGCAGCUCGAAACCAUCUAAACGUAGAGGUCCUUCAGAAGAUGCCUGUGGUUUGGCUGAGCUACCUGCCGGUUAUAUGGGCAAAAUGCUGGUGUACAGCAGUGGUGCUGUCAAGCUGAAGCUUGGUGAUACCACUUAUGAUGUUUCUGCAGGUCUAGAUUGCGUGUUUGCACAAGAUGUUGCUGCCAUCAAUGUAGAAGAGAAGCACUGUUGCAUUGUUGGGGAACUCAGCAAGCGGGCCAUUAUAACUCCAGAUGUGGACUCCAUCUUAGAUACUAGCUCUGAUUUAUUAUAGUCAUGCUUACCUGCUCCCAACAAGAUAGAAUAAGUAGAAGAAUGGCACGCAAUUUCAUUUGUUCUGGUGAAAGGUUGUCACAGUCUAGGUACAUUCAUUUAGAUUUCCAUUAUACAUUCAAAAUAAAGUUAGAGAAGUUUUAGCAGUGAUUCUUACAAGGAAGAGGGAGAAAUAACAGUUCUAUAAAUAAAAGAUCUAUACCGUCUAUUUUCUUUUACUUGGAAGAUCUUGU